Molecule: messenger RNA, 2093 nt
Organism: Tripterygium wilfordii
Lineage: Eukaryota; Viridiplantae; Streptophyta; Magnoliopsida; Celastrales; Celastraceae
Product: C2 domain-containing protein At1g53590-like
Exons: 12
Molecular function (GO): lipid binding
Source: RefSeq, a predicted model, not a curated record
UAUAUAUUCUCAGUGAUUGCACAGGCAACCGCUGUUUUGGAUCCAUUGGCUUUAUUGUCGAAAGAUCGUUUGAUUUUUGGUAAUAAUUUCUGUAUUAAUUUAUCAGGGAUCAUACAUACAUAGAAAGAUUACAGAAAGACCAAGCAGAAGCAGAAGCAGAAGCAGAAGCGGAAGGAGAGAUGGACAUAACGGAGGUGUCGAUACUACAUCACGCGGGCAUUGUGCUUCUUGCGCUUUGGUUGCUUUCGCUCUUCAAUCGAUGCCACCCGAUCGCUUAUUUCUUCUCUUUCAUCUACUUGUACCUGGUUCAUGAGCGGUACGUGAUGCGAUUGAGGAGGAAAUUGCAGUAUGAAGAAAGAAAACAAGCAAAUCGGAGAAGGGUACUCACUGAUUCUGAGACAGUUAGGUGGCUCAACCAUGUAGUGGAAAAGAUGUGGCCCAUAUGUAUGGAACAGAUUGCUUCGCAGAAGAUUCUGCUCCCAAUUAUUCCUUGGUUCUUGGAAAAAUACAAACCAUGGACUGCUAAAAAAGCUGUAGUUCAGCACCUUUAUCUAGGUAGAAAUCCACCUGUGUUUACAGAAAUGAGAGUUCUCCGAUCAACUGGUGAUGACCACUUGGUAUUGGAGUUGGGAAUGAAUUUCCUUACCGCAGAUGACAUGAGUACGAUCCUUGCUGUGCAAUUAAGGAAAAGACUAGGAUUUGGAAUUUGGGCAAAGUUGCAUUUGACAGGCAUGCAUGUUGAAGGGAAGGUCUUGGUUGGGGUAAAGUUUCUACGGGAGUGGCCUUUCCUUGGCCGCUUGCGCAUAUGCUUUUCGGAGCCACCGUAUUUUCAGAUGACUGUGAAGCCUAUCUUCACUCAUGGGCUUGAUGUUACUGAACUUCCUGGGAUUGCUGGAUGGCUGGAUAAACUUUUGUCGAUUGCAUUUGAGCAGACUCUUGUUGAGCCCAAUAUGAUGGUUGUUGAUUUGGAGAAAUUUAUUUCACCACAGGCACAUGAUAGUUGGUUCUCUGUGGAUGAGAAGGAGCCUGUUGCAUAUGCCAUAGUUGAAGUUAUCGAAGCUUCUGAUAUGAAGCCAUCAGAUUUAAAUGGAUUGGCCGAUCCAUAUGUGAAAGGGCAAGUUGGCCCUUACAGAUUCAAGACAAAGGUACAAAAGAAAACUUUGGCCCCAAAAUGGCUUGAAGAAUUCAAGAUCCCUAUCUGUACGUGGGAGUCAACUAAUGUGCUAGCCAUUGAAGUUUGUGAUAAAGACCAUUUUGUUGAUGAUACCCUCGGGGACUGUUCGGUCAACAUCAGUGACCUGAGGGAUGGCCAAAGACAUGACAUGUGGUUGUCUCUUCAAAGCAUUAAAAUGGGGAGAUUGCAUCUUUGCGAUAACCGGGGGAUUUCUGAUCCAUAUGAUAAGGAAAUGUUAAACAAGGAAGAUGCAAAGAACUCUUUUUCGAGCGAGACUGCUCAUACAGCUUCCUUCUCAUCUAUAUCUUCAGAUAAGGCUCCAAGAGUUCCAGACAAUUUUGAACCUAUCAACAUUGAAGGACAAAAUGAGACAGGAAUAUGGGUUCAUCAACCGGGCAGUGAGGUGGCACAAACUUGGGAGCCCAGAAAAGGGAAGAGCAGGCUUGGUGAGGCUAUUGGCGGAUCUAAUCCAUUUGCAAGUGGAUCCAUUAACAAUGAUUCCAGUAGUGGAGAUGAAAAUAGGGAGGGUAAAAAUCUAGCAAGAUCUUUAAAGCGAAGAUUUCGAAAGAUGAGCGCUGUAUUUAACAGAAGCCCCAGAAAGGAGGAUUGCUCGGGCAGCCUUGGAGAGCCUGUAGAUUCUUCUCGUACAAAUCUCAAAGCAGUCAAUGAGAAGGAGAUUGGUGUGAAGUUCAUAGUAGAAGAGACUCUUCUAGGGCCUGCUUCUGGCAAGACUUUAAAAGAAGGAAGCACUAGUGGUGAUGGAAGUGGUCCAGAAAGCCCAAGUAGGGGACACAUGAAAGAUAUGGCGAAGAGCAUUCUAAAACAUGCAGGAAAAGGAGCUCGCAACAUACGGCAUGUGCUUUCGCGGAAAGGGUCAACAAAAUUUCGAGAUGAUACCUCCAACGUUACAGUAGAAGAC